Eutrema salsugineum is the source of this 1658-nucleotide messenger RNA. RefSeq lists its product as uncharacterized. The transcript is spliced from 12 exons. The record is from RefSeq and is a predicted model, not a curated record. NCBI's taxonomy places the organism in Eukaryota, Viridiplantae, Streptophyta, Magnoliopsida, Brassicales, Brassicaceae. Bases 142 to 1509 code for a protein of 455 amino acids.
GUGAUCUCUUUUAAACACACUCCUCAUUCGCGCUUCCCCACGCUGCAAAGAGUUUAAGCCUUUGGUCUCAACAAAGGAGGUCGAAGAAGCUAAAGUUUCAGAGACAGAGACAGAGACAGAGACAGAGACAGCAAGUUAACCAUGAAUAUGGAUGGGCCUCUUGAUUUCGAGAACGAAGAUCCUCUCGUUAACCCUCCAGCGUCAGUUGGGAAAAGGAAGAAAGUUAUUGGCUUGGACGAUCUUCUCUCUGAUUUCUACAAAGAGAAGAGCAAGCUUAUAGACAAGCAGAACAAGAAACGGAAAGUCUCCAAGGUUUAUGAUUCAGAUGAAGAUGAACAUGGCCAAGAAGCUUUGCUUUCUAUUGUUGAUAGCUGCCAGAAUCAGAUGAAUGAGAUAGGCGGUGAAGAAGAUAUCCAAGAGUGGGGAUUAUGCAUGUUUGGAGAUCAGAAAGCUCCAACACCUCCACUACUUGCGGAUCUCGAGGAUUGCUACUUGUUGAAAGAGUUUAAGAAUAGUGAGUCAAAUUUGGUGGUGGAUCUUAGUCCAGACAAUGGAACGGCUAUUCUUGAAGGAUUGCUGGUUAACGGCUGGCUCACAAAACUGGUCUUGACAUGUGCGCGUGUGGAAGAAAUCAUAUGCAAAUGGACGCUCAAUCUUUUGUUGUAUUCAUCAAAAGAAGAUCUAAGAUCAUCUGCUUGUGACUUCUGGUGUUCCUUACUGUCAUCGCAAAACGAGGUUAAUGGAGCUCCUGUUGAAAUACACUGGCUUCCUAACUAUCAGCAACUUAAUGAAGCUCUUGAAUCAUACGGGUUCAGAAUUAUUUCGUCACAAGAUGUUGAACUAGCUGAAGCCGAUUCUGAGUCUCAAGGUCCUCCUCAGAAUAUUAGAGCUUGGCUCAAAUUUGUCGCAGCUUGUUGUCAAAUUAGGUGUAAAAAUCCCAUUUUUACCACUUCACAAGUUGAACAGAUAGCUGAAAUCCUUGUAUGGCUGCUCUUAGAUCGUGCUCUUCAAGGUCUUUCACUUCUCUUACAAGAGUGCUUAAUAUCUGUCAUUGGAUCCUUCAAAGAGGAAGAAUGGGUUUCAAGCUGCAAGGAAAUAGCUAACUCUCUUGCUUCCAGAGUACCUCAAGACAUGAAUUGUUUGAGGAUAGUGGAAUCCGUUUCAGGUGUUGAUACUCGAAGCAAGUAUCUGAGAAGUUCCAUCUCAAAUCAAAUGCUUGUUGUUUUACUUGAUCAUAAGGAUAGCGACGAGAAUAUGAUGAGCUCUCUGAUGUCUAUCAAUCUGAAGGAGAAAAAUUGUAACCUUUUCAGAACUUACAUUUUCUUGGUUUUGGCGGAGAACUGGCUCUUCUCCAGUAAAUUGGUAGAAGAAAAGCCGGUACUCAAGGACAUGUGGGCUGUGUUUCUCAGAAACUGUUCUUGUCAGAUUAGCAGCACCGAUCUGCGGCCUUAUGCAUCAAAAGUUCGUACCAAAGCCGCCUAUCUUCUCCAAGGAUGCAGUAGCAAUUGAAGUGCUAAAUCUGAAACUUUAGCAGUAACUUUCCUGAGUGAAAUGUCUUUAGUAUUAGGUUUUGUUCUAAUAUAGUCUUUACAACUAAAAAUCUGAAAUGUAGAACCCUUAAUUAAUCCUUAUUUUUGCCCAUGUCUUGGUGUUAAAGA